Coregonus clupeaformis (lake whitefish) is the source of this 2774-nucleotide messenger RNA. Its product is annotated as low-density lipoprotein receptor. The transcript is spliced from 14 exons. Gene Ontology annotation, molecular function: calcium ion binding; protein binding. Lineage: Eukaryota; Metazoa; Chordata; Actinopteri; Salmoniformes; Salmonidae. Bases 167 to 2149 code for a protein of 660 amino acids. The record is from RefSeq and is a predicted model, not a curated record.
GCAUGCCACUCAGCACCAAGAAAGGGCUUUAGCUUCACAGGCGUGGUCAGUUCAGAUUUCGGAACACAUUGCAACACAACAGUUUUUAACGCUGCUCGUUUUAUUAGCUGGUGCAACAUUACGUCAUUCCCAUGCGCCUCUAACUGCAGACAACUGAGGGCAGAGCAUGGGACAUCUUGGUAGAAUAGUCCUUCUUGCUCAGUUGCUAACCUUACAUCAUAUUUGGGGGGAGCGGACCUGCCCAGGGUUUCUGUGUAAAGAUGGAGGCUGCAUUGUCCAGAGUGCUCUCUGUGAUGGCACCACAGACUGCCGUGAUGGCUCUGACGAGUUAGAAGACCUCUGUGGUGUUCUCCAAUGUAAGAAGGAUGAGUUUGCCUGCGGCAGUAGGCGAUGUGUAUCCCUCCGCUUCCGCUGUGAUGGCACUGAUGACUGUGGCAACGGCAGUGACGAAGCCUCCUGUCAGAACUGUACAGCCGACUCCUUCCUCUGUGAGCGGACAGGGAGAUGUGUUGCCAGGGUCAAGCUGUGUGACGGACGGCCCGACUGCCCUGAUGGGCAGGACGAGGGCGCUGACGCAUGUCCCUCCGGCCAGCCCUCUGCCCCUCACACCUGCUCCAACUCUGAGUUCAGUUGUGGGGACGGCCAGUGUAUGCCUCACUCCUGGAGAUGUGACCACUCGCCUGACUGUGCUGACGCGAGUGAUGAGGAUGACUGUGAUCAGAAUGAGUGUCUGGUGAACAAUGGUGGUUGUUCUCACCUGUGUGUGGACCAGCCAAUGGGCUUCCUCUGUGACUGCCCUGCUGGCAUGAGGCUGGUGCACGACUCCCAGUGUGAGGAAAUUGACACGUGCCUCGACACUGACGUCUGCAAUCAGCUAUGUGUACAUGUCAACGGGACUUUCUCCUGCGACUGCCAUGAGGGCUACCUGAUGAGCCCAAGGACAGGGGAGUGUAAAGCUAAAGGAGACGUGGCUCAGCUAGUGUUGAGCAGUUCUGAGGGGGUGCGCCGGGUCAACACUGCCGGUAUGGAGUACAGGGAGAUGGCUGCUCACUUACUGGGACCAGGGCCUAUGGCUGCCCUGACUGCAAACCGCACUGUCUACUGGGCAAGGCCAGGACAAGGCUCCAUCUACAGGAUCUCCAUGGAUGGGAAGCCCCUGGAGCCUGUCCUGCUGUUGAAAGGCCAUGGUGCUGUCCUGGGUCUGGCUGUGGACUGGAUCCAUGAGCUUCUCUACUGGACCAACGCUGAUACUCACUCCAUCGAUGUGGCCCGUCUGGACGUCUCUGCACAACGCCUCCUGAUAGGAGGGCUGGCCAUGCCCACUGGAGUGGCUGUGGAACCCUUGUUGGGGCUCUUGUUCUGGGCAGAAGGUGGCAGCUCCCCCAGGAUCGAGCGUGCUGGCCUGGAUGGAGAAGGCAGGCUGCCACUAAUCACCUCAGCCAUAUGGAAUCCAGUCGCCAUCUCUCUGGACAUGCCUCGACGACUCCUGUACUGGGUUGACUCAAGGAUGCGCACCAUCUCGAGGGUUGGGUUCGACGGGGAGCAUCGCAAGACCGUGGUGGAGUCCAAUGGAUACCUGGACAGGCCCUUCGGAUUGGCAGUGUUUGAGGGACAUGUAUACUGGAGUGAACAGGUCACCCACUCCAUCUGUAGUGCUGACAAGCACAAUGGCAGCCUCUUUAGAGUCAUCCUGCCCAAUAUCGCAGACCCAGGCGGCUUGGUUCUCGUUCACCCAGUUCUUCAACCAAAAGGCCCUGCUAUGUGUGGAAAUAGUGGCAGAGUUUGUCUAUAUGAGUGUGUGCCAGACCUUUUCUCUGGAACAAGCUCUCCCAGCUUCACCUGCAUUCCUCCAAAAGGGGGUAGUGAUGUUGAUGAUGAUGAUACAGUCGUUUCUCACACUCUUCCAGCCCCAGCGCUGUCUGAUGCAACCUAUGCUGGAAUCCUUUCGCUCAUAGUGGUCCUGAGUGUGCUAUUGGCAGGGGUGGUGUUGUGGUGGUGGAGGGAGGAGUUCAGGCCUUCCAGGACACUCACCCUCCAAGACUUCUCCCUGAAGGAGUCCCAGGACCCCCUCAUCCAGGCACCAGCCAGGGGCCCUGAGGUUUGUCCUGUCAAGGACACUCUGCUUAAGCUGGACUUGGACCAGGACUGAGUGUCUUAAGUCACUUGUGUAAGAGAGACAGAUGUCCAGCUGUGCUCCCAUCCCACCCCUCCCGGUGCCAGCAGAGCCUGGAGUGUCAUCAGAUUAUCUGGCAAAAGGGAGUGCGAAGAAGAGAGGAGGCGUCUUACAGCACUUCCCCAUGAUGACCAGUGGUCCUCCCAGGGCCUAAUUCAACCUCAAUGUUGAUUUCAUUUGAGUUGUGGCCCAUUUAAAGCCUGGAUCAAGUCCACUUCAGUUUCAGUGAAGGCUAAAAAUGCACUUAAACAAUUGACUUGAAAAUUACUUGAACAACUUGAACAAGAAUUUCUGUGAGGAUUUUUCCAAGUCAUUGUGUUUUCUAACUUGACUGGAGUUUAAUUGGAAUUGACCCCAGCCUUGGGGGUCCUGAAGCAUAUCAGUGAUUAGCUACAGAUGGACACCUCAGCCUAUGUCCAGCCUAUUUGAGAUACUGUACCCCUCAGCAUACACUUGAAUUGUGACAUGAUCUGAAUGUCUUUUUGCAAUCGGUUGACUACUCUUAAUGUUCAAACUAAUCCCCAUAUUUCGUUGGGGCAUGGACCCUACAAGGUAUCGAAAGCGUUCCACAGGGAUGCUGGCCCAUGUUGACGCCAAUGCC